CAAGUUUCUCUAUUUAACCCACCUCCCACCCAAUUGUGAAUUUCGCUACGUCCAGCUGAAACGCAUAUCCCCAUCAUGCGUCCUGUCUUUGCCAUUGCCGCCUUCGCUGCGGUUGCUACUGCCGCAGCCGCGGACACCGUCCCCCCUGAGCUGGCUACCAUUGGGGAGCCGUCAACAGUACUGAAUGCCACCUACUCCGUGGGGUCGGCUGCAGUCAGCUUCACCCCUGGCGAGUUUCUUAACACGACCGUCGCCAAAAGCGCGCCGGAGCCGCAUCUCCACGACUUGGGGCUGAGCAGCUCGGGACCCUACCUGCUGCUGAUGGUCGACCCGGACUGGAACAAAACCACUCCCCCAUCGGUGAUCGUGCAUACCGUUGUGGCCAACCUGACCACCGCCGUGAACAGCACCAGCGACGCGAACGUGUUGGCCUCCUACAUUGCCCCCCAGCCCAAGUCCGGCACGCACAACUACACCCUGUUCCUGUUCGACCAGCCCGCCAACUUCAGCGUCCCCAGCCGCUACGAGUCCUUCAUGCAGACCACUGCUGAGACUCCCCUGAACCGACUGAACCUGCCGCUGGAGAGCUUCCUCAAUCAGACCGGACUGGGCAAGCCGGUCGCGGCCAACUACUUCCGCGUCACAGCGGCGAGCAACGACACCAGCUCCAGCUCGGGCGGAUCCGGCUCCAGCACGAGCACGAGCACAGGCACGAGCACCGGCGCCGCCGCUAGCGAGACGUCGAGUGGGGCGGGCCACAGGAUGGCAGCGGGCAGUUAUCUGGCCGGCGCAUUGGCCCUGGUCGGUGCGGCGGUGGUCUCCGUCUGAUCUAUACAGUAGACCACAGAAAGCGCUGCUCAAAUACAAUGAUGGCAGGGGGGAAGUAGAGAGCAAACUGGCACCUCGCGUACUUUGUAUAUACUCAGCAUUGUACUAAUAAUUACAACGCCCGGAAGAACGGCACACGCGUGCGGCCCAAACUCGACUCUACUCCAGCACUUAAUGUAAGCUGCAUGCACU
Molecule: messenger RNA, 1020 nt
Organism: Aspergillus fijiensis CBS 313.89
Lineage: Eukaryota; Fungi; Ascomycota; Eurotiomycetes; Eurotiales; Aspergillaceae
Product: mitochondrial 54S ribosomal protein mL38
Exons: 2
Coding region: 76-828 (250 amino acids)
Source: RefSeq, a predicted model, not a curated record